AUGGCGCAAGCAGCAGCUGUUGCGAAGCAAGGAUUAACGUUGAUGAAACAAAUUGCUGAGCAGAUGGCUCAUUUAUAUGGUCAAACAGUACAUACAAUGAAGACCAAUAUAAUCUUACGACCUAUCUAUAAGUGGUGGGAAGGAAGAUUUUGGCUCAAAGAAGAAUCGUGUUUUGUAAACCGCGGUCGUGCCAGACUGUAUACGUAUUUACUUCUAUACUUGCUCAUUCGUUCGCGAAGUGCAAAGAAUGCAGCUGAAACAGAAGCGCUGAAAACGAAAAGCAAGGAACAAAUCGUUGCAACAGCUUUGCGAUGUAGCGGACGAUCGUAA
Molecule: messenger RNA, 330 nt
Organism: Cercopithifilaria johnstoni
Lineage: Eukaryota; Metazoa; Nematoda; Chromadorea; Rhabditida; Onchocercidae
Source: the annotation of a GenBank genome assembly